Messenger RNA from Pogona vitticeps (central bearded dragon), 3573 nucleotides. Lineage: Eukaryota; Metazoa; Chordata; Lepidosauria; Squamata; Agamidae. The record is from RefSeq and is a predicted model, not a curated record.
CUUCUACAGUUAGUUCUACGGCUCCUCCUCCUUCUCCCGUCAUAGGCAUGACGCGUGCGCACUGGCGCCUGGCUCUGUGAGGCUGGUUCCUCGCUGCCAGCUGCCUGUGAGCGGCCGGCUGGCCGGUGACACUCGGCGCGUGCCCGCUCGGACCGGCCGAAAGAGCGACGCCGCAGCUCCCAGAGAGAAGAGGCAGAGGAGGAAGCGGGCAGCCAGGCAGGCAGGCAGGGCGGCGGAAACAGCAACGGCGAGCAUCGGCGCCGGCGCCCGACGCGGCUUGUUCGAGGCGUUCCGGCGCGACGGGGACGUCGCUGUCGCCACCCGCGGCGGUCCUGCGAAGGAGUCUUCCCCCCACUUUUUUUCCCUUCGGGAGUGCGGCUGGCCUCUGAGGGGAGGCGCCGUCCGGAGGAAAAGCGCCGCUUCAGGGCGUUGGGCCCGUCCUGGCGGCCCCGCCCUGCCCGCUUGCCUUGGCGGCUCCGCGCGCCGUCCCCCCCAGCUCGUGUCUUCCUUCCUUCGUCCGGACGGAGCUGGCUUCUGGUGUGGAUACUUGGGUCUGACCCAAUCUUGUCAGAAAAUUACCACGUGCAUAUAUAAACAUGGGGACUCCUGGGUCAGGACGGAAAAGAACUCCAGUAAAAGAUAGAUUUUCUGCAGAAGAUGAAGCUUUGGGUAACAUCGCUAGAGAGGCAGAAGCACGACUGGCAGCUAAACGUGCAGCCCGAGCAGAAGCAAGGGACAUACGUAUGAGAGAACUGGAAAGACAACAGAAGGAGCUUUCUCAGCGGUCUUAUGAUAGAAAAUGGGGACAUAUCCAGAAAUGGAUGGAAGAUUCAGAGAAGGCUAGGUAUUCACACCGCUCCAGUCGGCGGUCAUAUCUGGGAACAGAUGACUUGGGUUCCACUCGAGCUUCUGCUAGUCAGAGGAGCUCCUCCGUGGAUGUCAGUGGGUCACACAGAAGCAGAGCAAGUAAUUCUAGGAGGAGAGAUCUUGUGAGCCAUACUUACAGUGAUUCUUACGGCGGGACGAAGUCUUCUAGCUCUCAUAAAGAUCUGUUGAGUGGAUUUUACUAUGAUCGGCGAAAUUACAGCAGUCUUAGACAUAGUAAACCAUCGGCUACCUGCUAUCAUCGGUCAUCAUCUCUGUACAGUGAUCCAUUGGCAACAACUAAGAGUUACAGGGCAUCUCCAGAUGUAAACACUGGUUUGAUAAGAAGUGCCAGUUUGGCAUCUUUAUAUGGUGAAGGAUCAUAUGUGUCAUAUAAUAGUCGUACUCCUUCUGAAUAUAGUUAUUCUUCAAGAACAAGUUCAACAAGAAGUAGUCCAGUGUUCUCAUAUGAUGAAUCAGGGAGCAUUGCAUCCUCUGAUCGUGCAGUUCGGGGCCGGAGGGAAAGUGUGUCAUCUGACUUUUCUGAUCAUAGUGAAACUGCAGCUGAUUAUUUUAGCCGUUCUAAUCGUAGGGGAAGCAUUGUUUCUGACUUGGAUGAUGUCAGCAUACCAGAUAUGAACAGUCUAGAAGAGAAGAAUGACAAACCAUAUUCUGAUGUAUAUAUUCGGCCAGCAUCUCGGAAUUCAAUAACUCCUCUAAGUGGAAAUUCCUCUAGACGAGGAAGUGGAGAUACAAGCAGUUUAGUGGAUCCUGAUACCUCAUUAAGUGAAUUGCGGGAUAUCUAUGAUCUUAAGGACCAGAUACAAGAUGUAGAGGGGAGAUACAUGCAGGGGCUUAAAGAACUGAAGGAGUCACUUGCUGAAGUUGAAGAAAAGUAUAAGAAAGCAAUGGUUUCUAAUGCCCAGCUGGAUAAUGAGAAGAACAAUUUGAUCUAUCAAGUGGAUACCCUGAAGGAUGUAAUUGAGGAAAGAGAAGAGCAGCUAGCAGAAUACUACAGAGAAAAUGAAGAAAAGACUAAGGAGUUGGAAAGACAGAAGCAUAUGUGUGGUGUUCUGCAACACAAGGUGGAUGAACUUAAGGAGGGCAUUCGCCAAAGAGAUGAACUAAUAGAGGAGAACCAUCGCAUGCAGCAGAAAAUAGAAUCUAUAACCAAAGAGGUGUUUGACCUUCAGGAAACAGUUAAUUGGAAAGAUAAAAAAAUUGGGGCCCUAGAGAGACAAAAAGAGUACUUUGACUGCAUUAGGAUUGAACGAGAUGAGCUCAGAGAUGAGCUGGCUGACCUCAAGGAGACAAGAAAGACAGGAGAGAAACAUGGAUUAGUUAUAAUCCCAGAUGGCACUCCAAAUGGUGAUGUCAGCCAUGAACCAGUGGUUGGUGCAAUAACAGUGGUGUCACAAGAAGCUGCUCAGGUCUUAGAAUCAGCAGGGGAAGGCCCACUAGAUAUUAGGCUACGAAAAUUGGCAGGAGAGAAGGAAGACUUACUGUCUCAGAUUAAAAAACUAAAACUCCAGUUGGAAGAGGAACGACAGAAAUCCUCUAGAAAUGAUGGCAUGGGUACUGAUUUAAUAGGACUAGAAAAUGGUUCUGACUUGCAGUUCAUUGAAAUGCAAAGAGAUGCCAACAGACAAAUUAGUGAAUUCAAAUUUAAACUUUCAAAAGCUGAACAAGAUAUAACUACUCUGGAACAAAAUGUAGUAAGACUUGAAGGGCAGGUGGUACGAUAUAAAACUGCUGCAGAGAAUGCAGAAAAAAUAGAAGAUGAACUCAAAGCGGAGAAGAGAAAACUUCAGCGAGAGUUAAGAACAGCAUUGGACAGAAUAGAAGAGAUGGAGAUGACCAAUAGCCACUUAGUAAAACGGCUGGAGAAAAUGAAGGCAAACAGAACGGCACUUCUCUCUCAGCAGUAGAAAGGAAACUAAAAACUGUGCACUGCUCUUUGACAUAACUUGCUCCCACCUUGUUUUAAUACAGAUUUCAUUUGGUACAGACUUUGAACAUGAACUGUUCCAUGAGUUUUAGUACCAUAAUACAGUGGCAAAUAUUUUGCAAUUUGAACAAAUGAAAAAAAAAACAGCUUGAACUUUUAUGUGGAUGGUGAGUUUUAGCAGCUUAAUUGUAGUCUGCUGAAGCCCAGUGCUGUAAUGAUUGACUUAAUCUUAUAAACUAUUUUCACAAUUGUGAAAUCAGGUUUGUUCACCAAACUAUUUUCAGCUGCUUUAAUAAUGCUUGGUGCUUGGAGAUAACUGCAUGAGUUCCAGAAGAUGCUGCAUUACAAACUAACCAAGACUUCACAUGGCACAAGUGCCUUCUAUAUAGUGCAGUGUAGACUUCAAUGAUUAGAUUAAAAUAACCUUUGGAAAUCGGAUAACAUUUAUUUUAAGAUACAUCUGGGAUUCUUGUUUGAUAAACUUUAUACAUUUUGAUGGAAACACUUUUGUAAAAUAUUUAAAUUUAUAUAAAAUAAAAAUGACUGUAUAAAAUUUGCUUUAUUGCAUGGAUGACACACACCUGAGUUUUAGACUUUCAGGUGUACUAUCCCCAACUACUCUUAGUGAAAGAGUAGUCAGUAGAAGAUGUUUUGUUGUACACUGUAAAAUCUGGCAUGUCGGCUUUGUAAGUGUGGAAUGAAAUGGGGUGUGUGGAAAAACUAUGGCAGAAAAAUCUAUUAAAUGAACACUUUAUUUAGUA